This is a messenger RNA of Arvicanthis niloticus (Nile rat), 2405 nucleotides long. It is a transcript of the gene Gdpd1, whose product is annotated as glycerophosphodiester phosphodiesterase domain containing 1. NCBI's taxonomy places the organism in Eukaryota, Metazoa, Chordata, Mammalia, Rodentia, Muridae. Gene Ontology annotation, cellular component: endoplasmic reticulum membrane. The record is from RefSeq and is a predicted model, not a curated record. Gene Ontology annotation, biological process: N-acylethanolamine metabolic process; glycerophospholipid catabolic process. Gene Ontology annotation, molecular function: phosphatidylcholine lysophospholipase A1 activity; phosphoric diester hydrolase activity.
GGGAUCGGGCUGCGCCUGCGUGCUGAGCCCGCACGAACAAGUGCGCUGCGCCGAGGGCACCGGGUGAGGGCGAGCAGACCUCGAGCAGCCGCUGGCGCCGCGGUCGUUGCCACCAUCGCUGCACAGCCGGGGUCUCAGGCCCAGAAGGCGGUGACUGAGGAUGUCGUCCACCGCAGCUUUUUGCCUUCUCUCUACUCUGGGGGGGUAUUUGGUCACCUCGUUCUUGUUGCUUAAAUACCCAGCGUUGCUGCACCAGAGAAAGAAACAGCGAUUCCUCAGUAGGCACAUCUCUCACCGCGGAGGUGCUGGAGAGAACCUGGAGAACACAAUGGCGGCCUUCCAGCAUGCAGUUACCAUUGGGACAGACAUGUUAGAACUGGACUGCCAUAUCACAAAAGAUGAGCAAGUUGUAGUGUCACAUGAUGGAAACCUGAAGAGGUCAACCGGGGUCAAUGUGAACGUCUCUGACCUCAAAUACUGUGAACUCCCACCUUACCUCUGCACACUGGACGUCCCAUUUCAGAGAGCAUGCAAGUGUGAAGGAAAAGAUACCCGAAUCCCCUUGUUGAAGGAAGUGUUUGAGGCCUUUCCCGAGACGCCCAUUAACAUCGACAUCAAAGUGAACAACAAUGUGCUGAUUCGGAAGGUCUCUGAACUGGUGAAGCAGUAUAAGCGAGAACAUCUGACAGUGUGGGGCAAUGCCAACUCUGAGAUUGUAGACAAGUGUUACAAAGAGAACUCAGAUAUUCCUAUACUCUUCAGCCUGCAGCGUGUUCUACUAAUCCUCGGCUUGUUCUUCACUGGCCUCUUGCCCUUUGUGCCCAUUCGAGAACAGUUCUUUGAAAUCCCAAUGCCCUCUAUCAUACUGAAGCUAAAAGAACCGCACACUAUAUCCAAAGGCCAUAAGUUUCUCAUCUGGCUUUCUGAUACCUUGUUAAUGCGGAAAGCUUUAUUUGACCACCUCACCGCCCGGGGCAUUCAGGUAUAUGUUUGGGUUUUAAAUGAAGAACAUGAAUACAAAAGAGCCUUUGAUUUGGGAGCGACUGGAGUGAUGACAGACUACCCAACAAAGCUGAAGGAUUUCUUACAUAACUUUUCAGCAUAAGGAAAGUACUCCACAUCAUUCAAAGGGGUCGUGGCCGGAAAAGAUCUGAGGAGACGUGUGUUAACCAUGGUUUCCCUGGGAUUUCCAGGGCGAUAAAAGGUUUAAUCAGUUAAGUUUUAAUACCUCAUUUUUUUUAAGUCUGUAUGGGAAUGUAGAAACUUCCCUAUCUUGCAUAUUUAUUUUCAUCAAUAUUGCAUAUUUUACAUUGGUAACUUGUUUGAAGGUAUUCAGCACUGAGAUAUGUAGAUCAUUGAUCAAGAUGUCUGCGUAUGAUGCAGUAUUCUAAAAUUGUAAAUCUGAAAUCAAAGACAAGAGGCAAACAGGGUGUUAGCCUUCACUGAAACAGGAUCAACCAUAGUAAAAGAAGGGCGUGGUGACAUGAGCCUGCGAUCCCAGCACAUGAGAGGCUGAGGCAAGAUGACCAGGGGUUUGAGGCCAGCUUGGGCUACAUAGUGAAACCCUGUCUUUUUUUUUUUUUUUUUUUUUUUUUUUUUUUUAGUAAAAAAAAACACAGAAAAUUAUUGAAGGCCAUUACAGCCAUUUUGAAUUGUCUCGUACGUCUAGGUACAUUUUAGUUAAGGGAAAAUAUAGGGGAAGAGGAACCUGAAAGAGAUGUGUAGUACUUACUUACCUGGCAGGGUGCGUGCUAUUCACAGAGGGUAAAUUCAAGCAAAUAACAGUUUCUCAUUACUCAGAAAUCCAGUCUGUGGCCUGAGGCAGACUCCUGGGUUGUGGUUGUUAAUGGGGACAUUCCGAAUGGAGUCUUUUUUUUUUUUUUCCAGGUGUGUGACAAUGCUGCCAUGCCUAUUUUUUUUCUUAUGUCUUUAAAAAUAGACAUUAUAACACAAGAUCCAAUUAGUCAUGUUUUUAUGUUUCCUCAAGAAAGAAAUACUCGAUUCUUAGCUUUGGGCUUGACUAGACUGAACCUGGACCUGGGUUGUCAGUGACGUGGCAGCCCUUUAGUAUUGGCUGGUGGAAACAGCAUUGUUGCACACAUAUUAGUGUGAGCCACCUGCUCCCGGUCUCUCUGGCUCCUCUGAGCGUCAGUCACCGACAGCGUUAAGUCAGCAUGGUACACAGCACUUCCUCUGCCUUCCGAUGUGACCUCAUGCACAUCUUCUCUCUAGCCUCUUGACUAAUUUUCAUGAUGUCAGACUGGGAGAUAAAUUCAGUAUAGAGUACUAGACGUCUUUUGCCUAAAUUAUGUCUCUGCUGUGGGGUCUGCCACAUGCAGCCAAGGAAGGACAGCCUCACUCCCUUCUGUCGCUUGUGGUCUAAAUUGUAAUAAAGUUUUCCAAGA